This is a messenger RNA of Sinocyclocheilus grahami, 3740 nucleotides long. Its product is annotated as tyrosine-protein kinase JAK1-like. The record is from RefSeq and is a predicted model, not a curated record. Gene Ontology annotation, biological process: cell differentiation; growth hormone receptor signaling pathway via JAK-STAT; intracellular signal transduction. NCBI's taxonomy places the organism in Eukaryota, Metazoa, Chordata, Actinopteri, Cypriniformes, Cyprinidae. Gene Ontology annotation, cellular component: cytosol; cytoskeleton; membrane. Gene Ontology annotation, molecular function: non-membrane spanning protein tyrosine kinase activity; growth hormone receptor binding; ATP binding.
CACGUAAUUUAUCCGAAACUCGUCAACUACAAUUUCUUCGGAAGCGACUCUCGUGCAGAUGAUCUUUCGACGGUGAGGAAAUUGUUGGAAUGGAAUAUUGCCGGGACCUCAUUGAUAAAGCGCUGAAAAACAAGAAGUAGUCAUGGCCUCAGUGAUAUUACAGGGGCUCGAGAUCCAUUUUUACCUGCCAGAGACACACCAGAUCAUUCAUCUCUCAGGAAGUUUCACAGCUGAGGAGCUGUGUGUUGAAGCUGCCAAGAAGUUGGGUAUAUCUCCACUGUGUAGCAGUUUGUUCGCCCUUUAUGAUGAAUUUAGCCAGAUCUGGUAUGCACCCAAUCACUCAUUCACUAUUGAUGAGACUACAAGACUGAAGCUUUACUAUCGCAUGAGAUUCUAUUUUACAAACUGGCAUGGGACAUCUCUCAAGACAUCUCAUCCAGUGUCCAGACACAGUCUCAAGCGAGGGACGGGGUCUACAGGAACGGCUGUUCUGGAUAUAGUUUCACUAACGUACCUCUACGCACAGAGUCAGUGUGACUUUCAGAGUGAUCUGGCACCGCUGCGUAGCACUCGAGAUGAGAAUGAUGUCCAGCUGAUAGAAAAUGAGUGUUUGGGUAUGGCGGUGAUGGCCAUCUCCCAUGAUGCCAUUGAAAAAAAUCUUCCUGUCUGUGAAUUUGAGUACAAGAAUUACAUCCCCAAGGUCCUGUACAAGUCCAUAAGUCACAGGAACAUUCUCACACGUCUGCGCAUCGCCAACGUCUUUAAAGUGUUCCUUGAGGAAUUCACCAGGAACACUGUGCAAGGCAACAAGAUCAAAACCCAUGACCUGAAGGUCAAAUAUAUGUCUACUUUAGAGACUCUAACAAAACACUUUGGCCAGGAGGUGUUCGAACCCUCUUCUCUCUUCAUACAUGAGAAUGAUCAAAUGAUCACGGACUCCAGCAGUGCUGCUGAUGUUCAUUACAAGAUCCUGGUGUCUGGCACCUCUGGCAUUCAUUGGUGUAAAGUCCCCACCGAGGCCAGUUCAGAUUCGUGGACCAAUCAGGAGAGACUUAAAUUAAAGAGCAACAGUAAGAAACGGAGUAAAGUAGCAUCACAUGAUGCAGGAGAGGACAGAUGGACACUCUUUUCAGACUUUAAUGAGAUAACGCAUCUUCUCAUCAAAUACUCUGUGGUUACCAUCCACAAACAGGACAACAAAAACAUGGAGCUGAAGCUGGCAUCCCAUGAGGAGGCGCUGUCCUUUGGCAGUCUGGUAGAUGGGUACUUUAGGCUCACAGUAGAUGCGCAUCAUUUCCUCUGCAGGGAUGUGGCUCCCGUCUCACUGGAAAAGAACCUACGAGAGGGCUGCCAUGGUCCAAUCAAUACUGAAUAUGCCAUCCAUAAACUCAAGCAGGAAGGUUAUGAGGAGGGCAUGUAUCUGCUGCGCUGGAGCACUCACGACUUCGAUCAUGUUCUCCUGACUGUCAUAUGCAAUGAGAGGGAUUGUUAUGGCAGCAUCACCAAAACCUUCAAGAACUUCCAGAUUGAGGCGAGCGCACAGGGCUUCCUCCUGACUGGGACAAAUAUUGUGAAGCCCACUCUGAGAGAGCUGACGGACCACCUGUUUGGCCAGUGUCUCACAACAGACCACACCAGCUUAAGACUUGAGCGUGGCUGUCCACCCCAACCCAAAGAGCAAUCCAACCUUGUCAUGAUGACCAGGAAAGAUUCAGCAUCGCCACACUCUUCCUUAAAUAAUGCAGUCAUUAAUAGGAUCCUCAGAAAUGACAUGACCCAGGAGAAACACCUGGGCCAAGGCACCUGCACAAACAUAUAUUCUGGGAAGCUGAAUUUGAGAAAUGAGGAUGAUGACGGUUAUUCAGGCCAUGAGGUGGUGGAUGUGGUUCUGAAGGUGCUGGCAGCAGGACACAUUUCUGCCUUCCUGGACACAGUCAGUGUAAUGCAGAAGAUUUCACAUAAAAACAUGGUUCUGAUGUAUGGCGUAUGCAUGCACAGCAUGGACCAAGUGUGCCCACUCCACCAGACAGAAAUGCAACAAUACUUAUUUGUAUUUGUAAAGAAAUUAUAGAAAUAGUUGACCUUUAAGAAGCUUGUCCAUGGCUAUGUCUGUGCUAAAAAUGUCCUGUUGAAGCUGGAUGGUCUGGAAGUACAAGGUGGUCCUUUCAUUAAACUGAGUGAUCCUGGACUGUCCAUCGCUGUGCUCAGCCAAACAGAGUGUAUUGACAGGAUCCCAUGGAUCGCCCCAGAGUGUGUUAAAACCCCCAAAGCGCUGAGCAUUGCAGCAGACAAAUGGGGGUUUGGGACCACGCUAUGGGAGAUCUGCUACAAUGGCGAGGUGCCUCUGCGUGAAAAGAAACUCUCAGAGAAAGAGCGAUUCUACGAUGUGUGUGGCACACUGGUCACUCCCAGCAUCAGUGAACUGGCUGAUCUGAUCUCACAGUGCAUGAACUAUGACCCCAGGAAGAGACCGUUCUUCAGAGCCAUAGUGAGAGAGCUGGGACACAUCAAAGAGCAGCACGUGAAGGCGCUUCACCUUAUGGAGGCAAUUCCUCCACAGGAGACUGAUCCUACAGAUUUCAAGAGAAGAUUUCUCAAGAAAAUCCGAAAACUUGGAGAGGGUAACUUUGGGAUGGUGGAACUGUGUCUGUAUGAUCCUAAGGGAGAUCAGACAGGUGAGCUGGUGGCUGUCAAAUCUCUGAAAACGGAAAAUGAGUGCAGCAACCUGAGGAGAGAGAUCAGCACCAUCAGAAACCUCUACCAUGAAAACAUCGUCAAAUACAAAGGCAUCUGCAACGACGAAGGAGGAGCGAACAUCAAACUCAUUAUGGAGUACUUGCCCUCUGGCAGUCUGAAAGAAUACCUGCCCCGUAACAAAUCCAACAUCGAUCAGAAGAGACUGCUGCAUUAUGCUCUUCAGAUAUGUCAGGGUAUGGAGUACCUGGGAUCUCAAAACUACAUCCACAGGGAUCUGGCAGCGAGAAACAUCUUAGUGGAGAAUGAAUCACUUGUAAAGAUCGGGGACUUUGGUCUGACUAAGAGCAUCAAAGAUGAUAAGGAAUAUUACAAAGUGACCGAAGAACAGGACAGUCCUGUGUACUGGUAUGCUCCAGAAUGUCUGAUUAAUCGGAAGUUCUAUAAGGCAUCUGAUGUUUGGUCAUUUGGGGUCACUCUCUAUGAAAUCAUGACCUACUGUGACCGUGAGAACAGCCCUCCACGGGUAUUCCUGAAGAUGAUUGGCCGGUCUCAGGGGCAGAUGACCAUGGCCAGGCUGGUAGAAGCUCUUGGGAAAGGCUGGAGGAUGCCACGUCCAGAUUUGUGCCCUGAAAUGGUGUACACUCAGAUAAACAGUUGCUGGAGUCACGCCCCAGAAGACAGAGUGGACUUCAAGGGCCUGAUCAAAGAGUUUGAGAUUCUCCUCACUAGUGAAAACAUCUAGCUUCCAUUCAUCACAUCAGUUACACCUACACAAUUCAGAUUCAUGUUGUAUUUGUAUGUAACAUUCUCAUUAUACUAAGAAAACGAUGCAUGUUACUUUCUCUUUAAAUAUUUGCCAGUUAAUCAUCUACCUCCAAAAACACUCUGGUAAUACAGUGUAUUCUUACUAGGUUAACAUACCACAAGCCGCAUCAAAUCUAGGGCCAGAUGUACUAAUAGCUUACACUAGUACAAACCCUCUUUAGGCAUUAAAGUGCCCCUAUUACAGAUUUUUGAAAAUUACCGUUCAUGCAGUGUGUAAC